Molecule: messenger RNA, 2453 nt
Organism: Drosophila takahashii
Lineage: Eukaryota; Metazoa; Arthropoda; Insecta; Diptera; Drosophilidae
Product: U3 small nucleolar RNA-associated protein 14 homolog A
Biological process (GO): rRNA processing
Cellular component (GO): small-subunit processome; nucleolus
Source: RefSeq, a predicted model, not a curated record
CAGCUGUUGCUCUGCACACGUGCGCCGUGAAUAUUCUUUAUUGUUAUUUUAUUUGGGCAAAUUUCCGCAUCUAAAAUGAGUGACGACGAGGAGCACUACGAGCCAAGGGCGCACAAGAAGCUGCUGCAGGCCAUCGGCAGUCUGGGCAAGGUGCAGCACAUCCAGAAGUCCACCCGUGACGAGCGCCAGUCGCGUCAGGAUGAGUUCCAGCUGGUGAAGAGCGUGUCGUCGGCGGAUUCGGAGCGUGCACCCCGGGCGGUGGGUCUCAAUGACCUGGUGGACAUCCUGCGCACCUCUACGAAGCACAGCCAGACGGGCAAGAAGCUCAAGAACGUCCAGGGCAGCAAGAAGGUGCUGGAGAAGCCACUAGAGAAGCCGGCAGCGGAUCGCAUCAAGCGGACCAUUGGCUACGAGGGAGUGUCCAAGAAGCUGGGCCGCUGGGAUGCUGUGGUGGCCCAACAGCGCUCGGCAGAGACGCAGAUCUUUCCCUUACCCUCGGAGACGAUUUACGUAAACACCUCGGCGAGUGCGCGUCCCCUGAACACACGGAUUAAAUCGAAUCUGGCCAAGGAACUCGAGGCCAGCAACCGUAAGCUACGUGAGCUGCGCAAGGCGCAAAUUGGCGACACCACGGACGAGAAGGAGCUGGCCAAACAGGAGCGCCUGCUCCACCAAAAGAAACUCACGCGGGAUGAGCUCUUCGCCCGUCGCAAGGAGUUGGCCUACCUGAAGAUGCGCGAGUCCCAGAAAUCGGCCAAGGCCCGCAUGCAAAAUAAGAUCAAAUCCAAAAAGUUCCACAAGCUGCAGAAGCGCCAGAAGAUCUUGGAGCAGAUGAAGGAGUUCGAGCUGCUGCAGAAAACCAACCCGGAGGCGGCGCUGGAGAAGCUCAAUGCGCUGGAAAAAAGUCGAGUGCAGGAGCGUGCCAGCCUGCGGCACAAAAACACUGGCACGUGGGCCAAGAAUCUGCAGGUUCGUGCCAAAUACGACAAGGAUGUGCGAAAGGAUCUGGCCGAGCAGUUGGCUGUUAGCAGGGAGCUGACCCAGAAAAAGCAGGAAUCCGACAGCGAGGAGGAAAUUAGCAGGAAAAGAGUAGCUCCCGUGGAGGACGAUAAUGACUACGAUCCUUUCAAUCCUUGGACAAAACGAAAAACUGUGGAAAAUGCUGAGAACGGCCAAGGCGAAAGUGAGGAUGCCAAUUGGCGACAAUAUUGGACGAAGCGGAAUCGAAAUGAAAAGCUACUAGAAGAGCAUCGUAGGGAUUUGGAAGAGGACGUGCAGGAUGAUGAGGAGCAGGCGGAUGAAACUACACCAGAGCCAUCAGCCAAACCUGCCAAGAAAAGUACUAAAAAAUCAAAAGUUAAAACUGAGAAUGGCUGGCAAGUAGAAGAAGUUGAGCCAAAAGAAACUAAAAAACCAAAAGGAAAAUCUAACUCAAAGUCCAUUGAUGAUAUUUUCGAGAAGCACGAAGACCAAGUGAGAGCCAAGCUAAGCAAGAAAAUGGAAAAGUUAAAGGAACAGGUGAAUAAACCUAAAGAAGUCCCCGUCAAAGGAAAGAAGGCGAAAAAGAAGGACGCCCUGCGGAACCUGAAAGGUCUGGCCUUAAAGAAGACUAAUCAGAAGGUUGAGGUUGACGAGCCCCUAAAUUAUGAGGAAGAUGGGGAUUCGCAGAAGAAAAUCCCAGAGCAAUUAGAGAACAAUCCAGAAGCAAAGGAGACCCCAGCUGUGGACACCAUAGAUCCAAACAAGGUGACUACUCUGCUGUUUACCCAAAAGAAAACCAGCUCGGGUGGCAUCAAUGACGCUCUGAUAGACGAUGAGGCGGCCGAAUACGAUGAAGAAGACGCGGCCACCGAACGCCAGUUGACCAUUAGUCAGGCCUUCGAGGACGAUGAUAUUAUUGCUGAUUUUAACCGCGACAAGAGCAAGGACUCUGAGCUGAAGAACACAGAGAUUCAGCUGGCCCUGCCCGGCUGGGGUUCCUGGGCGGGUGCGGGUAUUUCGCAGGCGGUGAUGGAGCGGCGUAACAAGCGACUCCUUCUCAAGCUGGCCGCUCCGGAAAAGCGACGGGACGACAACAAGGAAGCCCUCUACCUUAACGAAUCGGCCAGCAAGCAGGCGCGCGAGCAUAUGGUCUCCAGCAUCCCGUUCCCCUUCCGAUCCCUGGCCGACUACGAGGCCAGCAUUCGCGCCCCAGUUGGCCGGAACUUUGUGCCGGAGACCGCCUUCCGGAUGCUCACCCGUCCGGCGGUCAUUACGCGCAAGGGCCAGGUCAUUGAGCCCAUGACGGAGAGCGAGCUGGUCAAGCCGGACCGGCGUCUGCGUCACAUUGUGGACAGGAGGAUAAAACGCAUACCGGUAGUUCCACCCAAGGGCAAAAUAGCUUAAAAUUAGGAAUAGAUUUACAAAUAAAUGGGAGACAAAAUAAUAGAAAUGUUAAAUGUGUUCUAAAAAGA